This is a messenger RNA of Nematolebias whitei (Rio pearlfish), 1295 nucleotides long. RefSeq names its product homeobox protein OTX1 B. Gene Ontology annotation, biological process: multicellular organism development; regulation of transcription by RNA polymerase II. Gene Ontology annotation, molecular function: DNA-binding transcription factor activity, RNA polymerase II-specific; RNA polymerase II cis-regulatory region sequence-specific DNA binding. Lineage: Eukaryota; Metazoa; Chordata; Actinopteri; Cyprinodontiformes; Rivulidae. The coding region runs from base 254 to 1273 and encodes 339 amino acids. The transcript has 4 exons. Gene Ontology annotation, cellular component: nucleus. The record is from RefSeq and is a predicted model, not a curated record.
GGCCCGACAGCACCGAGGAGAGCAGGACCAGAACCUUGGACCAGCAGGACCAGAACCCUGCCAGAGAGGUCCGUCCGCCCCAGAGUCGCGCCGAACCGUUGCCAUGGAGACAAGUCCGCUUCAGACCCCCGGACCUGGUUUUGUUGGCUUUUAACUGGGAUUUAAAACCAAAAGGCAGAAGCCGCUGGAGCCGUCGGUCCAGUUCUAUCUCGGGGUCCCGCACGUGUCCCGGCUCCGCUCCGACCCCCCCAGCAUGAUGUCUUAUCUGAAGCAGGCCCCGUACGGGAUGAACGGACUGGGCCUGGACCUGCUGCACCCCUCCAUGGGCUACCCGGCCAACCCUCGGAAGCAGCGCCGGGAGCGGACCACCUUCACCCGGACUCAGCUGGACAUCCUGGAGUCUCUGUUUGCAAAGACCCGGUACCCCGACAUCUUCAUGAGGGAGGAGGUGGCCCUGAAGAUCAACCUGCCCGAGUCCAGAGUCCAGGUGUGGUUUAAGAACCGCCGAGCCAAAUGUCGGCAGCAGCAGCAGAGCACCAGCACCAAGCUGAAGCCUCUGAAGAAGAAGGCGUCUCCGACCAGAGAGAGCACUGGCUCUGAGAGCAGCGGGCAGUUCACUCCACCCGUACCGUCCAGCUCCUCCUCCACCACCUCCUCGUCCUCCUCCACCUCCUCUUCGGCCUCCUCUGGCCUCGGAGGGUCUGCUCUGAUCAGCACCUCUACCUCCGUCACCUCCCCCGUGUCGUCCAUCUGGAGCCCAGCGCCCAUCUCCCCAGCCCCGGCUCCACCCAAUCUGCCUGACCCCGUGGCCCCCACCAGUGCCUCCUGCAUGCAGCGCUCUGCGCCCCCCUCCUCCUCCGCAGGAACCCCCUCCUACCCCGUGUCCUACAGCCAGUCUGCGGCGGCGUACAGCCAAGGCUACCCAGCCGCGGCGACCGGCUCCUACUUCAGCGGCGUGGAGUGCGGCUCCUACCUGGCACCCAUGCACUCCCACCAUCACCCGCACCACCCCCACCAGCUCAGCCCCAUGACGGGCGGCUCCAUGUCGGGGCACCCGCACCACCACAUCGGCCAGACGUCGGGCCACCACCACCAUCACCACCACCCGCCACAUCCCCACCAGGCGUACAGCGCGCCCGGCCUCGCCUUCAACUCCUCAGACUGUCUGGAUUACAAAGAGCCGCCGGCUGCGUCGGCCUGGAAGCUCAACUUCAACGCCUCCGACUGUUUGGACUACAAAGACCAGGCCUCGUGGCGUUUCCAGGUGCUGUGACGGCCUCCUCCCUCCUCCUCAC